UGUGUGUGUGUGUGUUUCUCUUUUCUUCCCCCAUCCUCGUCACGCGAGAUUAAACGAGGUGAAGGAAUGAAUAGCUGGAGGGACAGACGGGUGAGCGAGCAGCGCGAGCGAGCUGCAUGAGCGACGCGCGCGCUCCAACACCACCAGCACCACCCACACCUUCAACACUGCCCGCGAACUGAAGAGGAGGAGGGCGCGAGCUCCGGACAAGCAGCUGUGGAGCGCGUGCGGGUUCUGAGGAACAAAAAAAAACGACAGUUAGUUUUUAAAUUUGUACAUUUAAAAUCUGUGGAAAUCUGCUGAGACCGUUGAGUAACCGUCGUUUUUUAAAGGGCUCUUGCCCCACACUAGCUGAGAGGAUGCAGGCGAGGGGCAUCAGGUCACUAGGUCCACUUCUUCUCCUGGCACUAUCAUCACUGUUCACCAAACCAACACAUGGACAAGUGCCUGCUCCUAGAAGAUUGCGUUUUAAGGAGCUAGGUUCAGGCAUGCUCAGUGUGUCCUGGAAGGAACCGAAAGGAGAGUUUGACAGCUACAGAUUCAUCUACAGCUCCGGCUCAGGAGAACAAGAGAGAGAUGUGCAGGUGUCGAAGGAAGAUGCCAAAGCUGUGAUCACAGUAUUUGAUAACAGUAAAGAGUACAGCUUUAAAGUCUUCACCGUCAGUGGCAGUCAAUUGAGUCAUCCACUCCUGGGGACAUAUAAAGCUUCAAGGUCAGAGGUGAGUGACAGCAGCCCACUGACUCACAGUGCAAGGCAGAACAGCAAGCCUGAGCAGGGAAACGAGAUCAUCGAAGAGAUUUCAUUCACGUGUAAAACUCCAGCGAUAGCUGAUAUUGUGAUUCUGGUGGAUGGCUCUUGGAGUAUAGGGCGCUUUAAUUUCCGUCUGGUGCGUGCAUUCCUCGAGAGUCUUGUGACAGCAUUCUCCAUCAGCUCGGACCAGACACGUAUCGGAUUGGCUCAGUACAGUGGUGAUCCAAGGAUUGAGUGGCACCUCAACACACACUCCACAAAAGAAGAGGUCAUCAAUGCUGUGAAGAAUUUGCCAUAUAAGGGAGGAAACACACUAACAGGUCUAGCCCUAAUGUACAUUCUUGAGAACAGCUUUAAACCUGAGUCUGGAUCCAGGGCAGAUGUUCCAAAAAUCGGAAUCUUGAUCACGGAUGGGAAAUCUCAGGAUGAUGUCAUCGGCCCCGCCCAAAGUCUCAGGGAUGCGGGAAUAGAGUUGUUUGCCAUUGGUGUGAAGAAUGCUGAUGAAAAUGAGCUGAGGAUGAUUGCGUCUCCCCCAGAAGAGACCCAUGUGUAUAACGUGGCUGACUUUAAUGUAAUGAACUCAAUAGUGGAGGGUUUGACCAGGAUCGUGUGUCAGCGUGUGGAGCAUCUCAACAGGGAGAUCAAAGGUGAAUCCGUCUCCUAUACAAUUCCUGAUGCACCCAGUGACCUUGUGACCUCUGAGGUCACAGCUAGGAGUUUCCGUGUCUCCUGGACCCAUGCUCCUGGAACAGUGGAGAAAUAUAGAGUGGUGUACUACGCCUCCAGAGGAGGCAAACCAGAGGAGGUGGUGGUGAACGGUGAUCAGAACUCAGUGGUCCUCCAGCAUCUGAACUCUGUGACUGAGUACCAAGUGGCUGUGUUCGCUGUCUACAGUAACUCUGCCAGUGAAGGUCUGAGAGGCAGCGAAACCACAUUGGCUUUGCCCAUGGUGAAUAACCUGGAUCUGUAUGACAUCACACACAAUAGCAUGCGGGUGCAAUGGGUUGCUGCAGAAGGGGCUUCUGGAUACAUGAUCCUAUACGCCCCACUGAGUGAGGCAGGCUCAUCGGAUGAGAAGGAGGUUAAAGUAGCAGACAGUGUAACUGAGAUCGAGCUGGAUGGUCUGACUCCUGCAACUGAGUACACAGUCACAGUCUACGCCAUGUAUGGAGAUGAAGCCAGCGACCCCCAGACAGGCCAGGAGACCACACUUCCUCUCAGUCCUGCACGAGAUCUGCGUAUCACUGAUGUGACUCACAGUUCUGCUAAGCUCAGCUGGGAGGCUGCGUCUCGUAAAGUGAAAGGCUACCGCAUCAUGUAUGUGAAGACGGACGGAGUUCAGACCAAUGAGGUUGAAGUGGGUCGAGUUACCACGAAGUUGCUAAGUGACCUCACCUCCUUGACAGAGUACACCGUGGCCAUCUAUGCCAUCUACGAUGAGGGACAAGCCGAUUCCCUCACAGACAGCUUCAGAACUAAACGGGUUCCUGUCCCAGUGAGCGUAAGGAGCAGUGAAGUGACCACAGACAGUUUCAGAGUGAGCUGGCAGCAUGCAGCAUCUGACAUUUCUCUUUACAGGCUCUCCUGGAUGCCAGCCAAUGGAGGAGAGACCAGAGAGAUGGUGAUUGGUAGUAAUCUGAAUUCUUAUGUGAUUACGGGUCUGAGGCCGCUAACUGAGUAUGAGGUCACUCUCACGGCCAUCUCCAAAGACAAAGCUGAGAGUGAGAAAGUCAUGCUCAGUGAAACUACAGUUGCUAGAACAACAACAGUGGCAACUACGACUACCACCACAACUACAGCAGUGGUUAGGAUGGGUGUGCGAGGUCUACAGCUGAGCGAUUUUACUACAUUCAGCAUGGUCGCAUUGUGGGAACUGCUGGGCUCAAAUGUGCGUCAGUAUAGAGUGUCCUACAUUUCAACACGUGGAGACAGAGCUGAACAAGUGAUGAUGGUUCCUGGCAAUCAGAACUCGGUGGUGCUGCAGCCGUUGCUGUCAGAUACAGAAUACAGAGUGAGCGUGACAGCCAUCUAUGCAGACGGAGACGGACCAGCCAGUACACGCUCCGCUCGCACAUUGCCUCUCAUUGCUCCUAAGAACCUGAAAGUGUCAGAGGAAUGGUACAAUCGCUUCCGCAUCACCUGGGACACACCCCCCUCUCCCACCAUGGGAUACAGGGUCAUCUACCAGCCUGUCUCAGUACCAGGCCGGGCUCUAGAGACAUUCGUUGGUGACGAUGUAAACACCAUGCUGAUCUUAAACCUGAUGAGUGGGACAGAGUACAGUGUAAAGGUCAUUGCCACGUACACCACUGGCUCCAGCGACGCUCUCACUGGCAGAGCCAAAACAUUAUACCUGGGUGUAACUAAUCUGAGCACCUAUCAGGUACGAGUGAACAGUAUGUGUGCUCAGUGGCAGCCUCAUUCUCAUGCCACCCAGUACCGUGUGUCCAUCGAGUCUCUGCUCAAUGGCCAGAAGCAGGAAGUGAGGUUGGAUGGCUCUGAAGCCAGGCAUUGCUUUAGCGACCUGAAUCCAAACACACAGUAUAAAAUCAGUGUUUAUGCUCUGCUACAGGAGGCAGAGGGCCCUGCUGUCAACACCAUCCAGAAGACACUCCCGGUGCCCACCAGUCCUCCCACCAGGCCUCCAACCACCACGCCACUCCCCACCAUCCCUGUUGCUAAGGAAGUUUGCAAAGCCGCGAAGGCAGAUCUGGUGUUUUUGGUUGACGGCUCAUGGAGCAUUGGUGAUGACAACUUCCUAAAGAUCAUCCGAUUCCUGUACAGCACAGCCGGAGCGCUGGAUGAAAUUGGACCUGGAGGCACACAGGUGGCCAUAGCCCAGUUCAGCGAUGAUGCUCGCACCGAGUUUAAGCUCAACUCAUAUGAUAACAAGGAGAGUCUUCUGGAGGCCAUUCAGAGGAUUUCAUAUAAAGGAGGCAACACUAAAACAGGAAGAGCUAUGCAGCAUGUGAAGGAUGCAGUCUUCACCAGGGCUGGAGGAACCAGGAGGGGCGUGCCCAAAGUGCUAGUAGUGUUGACAGACGGCCGUUCCCAAGACGACGUCAAUAAAAUCUCCCAGGAGAUACAGAUGGAAGGUUACAUCGUGUUUGCGAUCGGUUUUGCCGAUGCCGACUACGGAGAGCUGGUGAGCAUCGCCAGCAAACCCAGCGAGAGGCAUGUGUUCUUCGUGGAUGACCUUGACGCUUUCCGAAAAAUUGAAGAGAAACUCAUUACGUUUGUCUGUGAGGCUGCAUCGGCAACUUGUCCUUCUGUAGCAAUGAGUGGCAGCACAUUACCAGGUUUUAGAAUGAUGGAAAUGUUUGGGCUGGUGGAGCAUCUGUACAGCAAUGUGGCGGGUGUUUCCAUGGAGCCAGGAACCUUUAACAGCUUUAGUAGCUACAGACUUGCCAGUGAUGUCCUGCUGGCACAACCCACCAGGUUCAUCCACCCUGAGGGUUUGCCCUCUGAUUAUACAAUCAUCAUGGUGUUCCGCCUGCUGCCCCAAACCCCCCAGGAACCCUUUGCAUUAUGGGAAAUUCUCAACAGUCGAAACGAACCCUUAGUGGGCGUCAUCCUAGACAAUGCAGGGAAGACGCUGACAUUCUUCAAUAAUGACUAUAGGGGUGAUUUUCAGACUGUAACAUUUGAGGGUCCUGAGAUUAAGAAACUCUUCUAUGGCAGUUUCCACAAGUUGCAUAUAGCAGUGAGUAAGACACUGGCGCAGGUGAUGGUGGACUGUAAACUUGCUGGCGAGAAGCCCAUUAAUGCUGCUGGCAACAUCACCACUGACGGCAUGGAGGUUUUGGGCAGAAUGGUCCGAUCCCGAGGAGACAGGGACAACUCUGCACCGUUUCAGCUCCAGUCAUUUGAUAUUGUGUGUAGUACAUCAUGGGCUCGUCGAGACAAGUGCUGCGAUCUUCCUAGUCUGAGGAAGGAGGCAGAUUGUCCGGCACUGCCUCGAGCCUGUACAUGCACUCAGGACAGUAAAGGCCCUCCUGGUCCACCCGGACCACCGGGAGGUCCUGGUAUUAGAGGGGCAAGAGGAGAUCGAGGAGAGCCCGGCCCUGUGGGGCCAGUGGGCCCAGUUGGAGAAUCAGGUGUACCAGGACCUCAGGGCCCUCCCGGCCCCCAGGGGCACAGUGGGCGAUCCAUCAGAGGCCCUCCGGGUGGUCCAGGUGAGAGAGGGGAAAAAGGUGAAGCAGGACCUCGAGGUACUCAGGGCGUUCCAGGAAACCCAGGAUCCCCAGGGCGGGACGGCCCUCCUGGACCCAGAGGUUUGCCGGGUAACGACGGACCACAGGGCAGAGCGGGGCCUCCCGGAACUAUUGGAGGACCAGGAGCUCCUGGGGCACCGGGUCAGAAUGGCCCUCCAGGACCCACCGGCGAUCAGGGACCCCCAGGCCUUCCAGGUUCGAAAGGAGAGAAGGGAGAACGAGGGGAUGCACAGUCCACUUCAUCAGUCCAAGCCAUUGCUAGACAAGUGUGUGAGCAGCUCAUACAAACUCACAUGGCUCGUUAUAACUCCAUCCUGAAUCAUAUCCCGAGGCAGCAGGCAGUUUCAGUCCGCACUGUUCCCGGGCCUCCAGGUGAGCCUGGUCGGCCCGGUCCUCCAGGACAGCAAGGAGAGCAGGGUCCGCCUGGACGUCCCGGAUUUCCAGGAAAUAAUGGAGAGAACGGAGAGCCUGGUGCCAGAGGUCUUCCAGGUGAGAAAGGAGAGAAGGGAGCCCCAGGUGUUGGUGUCCAGGGUCCCAGAGGGCCUUCAGGACCUCCAGGACCACCUGGUGAAGGAAGGAGUGGCAGCCCUGGCCCAUCUGGUCGCCCUGGUAACCCUGGUGGUGCCGGCAGACCCGGCAUUCCCGGACCAGUAGGACCGGCCGGACCCCCAGGAUACUGCGAUCCGAACUCCUGCGGAUACAAUGUGGCAGAGAGGGUCUUUCAUCGUGAAGUGACUGACAGAGAUAUUCCCAUAGCCCCAGUGCAGCCUAAUCCCUACCAAACAUAUGGUCCUGAUGAGGUAGAGGGAGUGGAGGAGGAUCCGUAUGGCAGCUACGGCACGCAUCACUCCUACUACCAGCCCAGCUACCCCGAUCCGCGCCCUGUCGAGCCUGAGGAAACGAUCGUAGUCGAGGAGAUUGAAGAAGAACUGAGAUCACCAGGCAUCCAGCGUCUCACUCGCAGCACAGAGGAGCAGGAGCAGAACAGAGAGACGAGGACGAGCGCUCACUUCUGACACACUUCUAACACCAAGAACAAUCGAGUUAUAAAACCUGUCAACAAAAAUGACAUCACAUUUAACAGUUAUUAUAGCACACAGAAACAACUAGGGCUGUCAAAACUAAUUUCUCUAUUCAAACACUAUUUCAGAACAUCCAUUUAAGUCUAUUGAAACAUGCAUUUCCUAAA
Pangasianodon hypophthalmus (striped catfish) is the source of this 6154-nucleotide messenger RNA. RefSeq names its product collagen alpha-1(XIV) chain (gene col14a1b). Gene Ontology annotation, molecular function: protein binding. Bases 360 to 5981 code for a protein of 1873 amino acids. The record is from RefSeq and is a predicted model, not a curated record. The transcript has 48 exons. Gene Ontology annotation, cellular component: interstitial matrix. Lineage: Eukaryota; Metazoa; Chordata; Actinopteri; Siluriformes; Pangasiidae.